GACAAGGGCGGCGCCGCCUGCGCCGCCGAGCGGGCGAAGGCCGUGGGCGGCAUCGCCGCGGCGAUGAAGACGGAGGGCCGCCGUGUCCGCAGGAUUUCUUCCAGUGCUUCUCCCACCGCUUUGCGCUCUCGUCGUGCACCGACGCCACGGUGUCCAAGCUGCUCAAGUGCCAGUUCAAGCGCGGGAGAACGGAUCCUACGAGCCGGCGCCGGAACCGUGGAACGACGACCUGGGCCCGGCCCAGGAUCAGUUUUCGGGCACCCUGCUGAACACGAACUGAUCGAGCAGGCAUCUUUCGUCCUCAUCUCUCCAGCCCUCGUUCUCUUCGCAUUCCUCGAUUCCACGCCUCCUAAAUCGGGCUCGCAUCGGCUUUGCAUCGGCGAUGUGCAGCCCUAUUUUGUCCACUCCGACGUCGCCGAUGCAUCCAUCGGCAGUUUUCGCGUUUCGUCUAUCUCGUGCUGCCUUUCGGGGCGGUGCCUGUUAUGGCCUGCAGACUCUCCCUGCUCCUCGUUCGGCCCCGUUCGCGUGGGGCGGCCGAAGCUGUUCCCCGUGGGCCAUCCUUGCAGGAGGCACUCUUUCGGUGGAUCCAUGCCAUGUGUGAGUCGUUACUGUGCGAGUGGUGGAACGCGCCUGUCGAGGAACGGGAGCCACUUCUUUCCUCGCUCGCCGCCAAUCUCCUGA
Messenger RNA from Prorocentrum cordatum, 681 nucleotides. NCBI's taxonomy places the organism in Eukaryota, Dinophyceae, Prorocentrales, Prorocentraceae. The record is from the annotation of a GenBank genome assembly.